UUGAUAUUUGAAUGUGAGCUUUGAAAGCUGCACAAGGUGACCGCUUCAAAGAGUCAUUGUACAACACCGUGUUACCGUGUUACCAAAACUGAAAGCUUUAUGAUGUAACAGGCAGCGCGCAAAGGGACAGAAGUCGAAGAAACAGUACCAAAAACAGUCUAAAAAUAUGACAAACAACAACAACAACAAUAACGUAACGAAGUUUAAAAGUUGUUAUUGGUGAGCGCGUAGCCGAGGGAAACGAAGGGCUCUGAAACUAAUUGCUCAGCAUGGGAAUCCAAGCGCCGAGAUAAAUACACCACGCGAAACCGGCUCGGGCAUUCAGUUUGUCGCUGGCCGACGGAAGUGACGGACCCGCUCAACUGGAGCACGGCUGUAAAACUCGACGUCAUCGCGGGGGAAAUUCAACGAGAGUCGCGUCGCUUUAAAUUGGAAUACAAUGGAGUACCUGCAGUACGCCUAUGAGAAAAUAUUCGGAGCCGAUGCGACGUUGUCAGACGGCACGCAGGGCAUCUACCAGACUCCACGCAAAGUGGUUUGUUUUGGCAACGUGCUGCUGGAUCGCAUUGUCAAGCUGGAGGAGCCGGAGCUGCUGCAGCGCUACGAGCUGAAGCUGGGCUCCAAGGGUGAAAUGGAUCUGCAGCAGCUGAGCAACAUGGCCACCGAGGCAGCCAGCAGCUCCGGCUGCCUGAGCAAUCCGGGUGGCUCGGCCUUGAAUACGGUGCGCAUCUUGAAGCAGCUGGGCACGGAUGCCCAGUUCUUUGGAGCGAUUGGCGCCGAUAAGCACGGCGAGCUGCUGCACUCCAUAUUGCUGGAUCGCGGCAUUGAGGCGCGCCUGCAGAUCAUCGAGGAUGUGCCCACGGGCCAGUGUGUGUGCCUCAUGCACAACGAUAAUCCCACGCUGUAUGCCAACGUGGGCGCCUCGGCGCAUUUCUCGGUCGAGGAGCUGAAGCGUGCCGCCAGCCACGAUACUCAAAGCUUUCUGCGUCCCAUUGAACGCAAGCAAAUCCUCUACAUUGAGGGCUUCUUUUUGCCGCAGCGCAGCGAGGUCGUGGACUAUAUACAGGUGCAUCUGGUGCGGGAGCGUCGCUACCUGGCGCUGAAUCUCAGCGCUCCCUACAUAGUGCGCCAGCACUCGGACAAGAUGCUGGAGCUGGCGCGGCGUGCGCUUCUAAUAUUUGGCAAUCGCCAGGAGUUCGAGGAGCUGGCCAAGACAGCCGGCUGCCAGAGAGUGGAGCAGCUGGCACAACAGCUGCUGCAGUCCGGCAGCCAGCCCAAGAUCAUACUCAUCACCAACGGCGCGGCGGGCGUGCAGCUGGCCACCAACUAUGUGGCAGAGCUGUCGCCGCCGGGCGAGCUCAGAUUCGAGGAUUACCGGGCACAGCGCGCCGAGCAGCUGGUGGAUGCAACGGGCGCCGGCGAUGCCUUUGUCGCCGGCUUUCUGCACGCCUGGCUGGAGAAGCGUUCGCUGAGCGAAUGCGUGCGCCUGGCCAGCCAAGUGGCCGCCAAGGUGGUCACCCAGGUGGGCUGCAACCUGCCUUAGCCUGGCGCCAGACCUCGUCUCUGUCUUUGGUAUGCGGAUCACACAAAGAUUUCGUUGACUCAGCGAGCGCGCACACUGACACCAAAGUAGACCUUUCUUACACGAAUCUUACACUAUAUACUAUAUAUAUAUAUAAAUAUAUAUAUAUAUAUUAAUAUAUGUACUUAGUUCCUUAUGAGACAAUGCACUUAGUGAGUAAUCUAUUUGCGCUCUGACUGUGGUUAAACAAUGAGAAAAUAUUUACAAAUAUAUUCAAUAAUAAAUGUUUUCAUAUCGAAAA
Drosophila novamexicana is the source of this 1823-nucleotide messenger RNA. RefSeq names its product adenosine kinase (gene Adk3). Bases 440 to 1543 code for a protein of 367 amino acids. The transcript has 3 exons. The record is from RefSeq and is a predicted model, not a curated record. Gene Ontology annotation, biological process: purine ribonucleoside salvage. NCBI's taxonomy places the organism in Eukaryota, Metazoa, Arthropoda, Insecta, Diptera, Drosophilidae. Gene Ontology annotation, cellular component: cytosol; nucleus. Gene Ontology annotation, molecular function: adenosine kinase activity.